Molecule: messenger RNA, 201 nt
Organism: Gongylonema pulchrum
Lineage: Eukaryota; Metazoa; Nematoda; Chromadorea; Rhabditida; Gongylonematidae
Source: the annotation of a GenBank genome assembly
AUGGCACGCUACGAGUCGAAAAUCAAGGAGCUGCGUGACAUGAUCGAUGAUGCGCUGAAGGAGAAAACUCGAGUCAACAUGGAUGCUAAAGCAGCGCUUGCCGAACGAGAUAAUCAGCGUGCCAGGGUCUGUAUACUUGAACUCAUUUUUUUCCCUCUAUUAAUCUCACAAAAUAGAUUCCGUGGCGUUUUUUUGCAGUAA